Dujonia railenensis is the source of this 1317-nucleotide messenger RNA. The record is from the annotation of a GenBank genome assembly. Lineage: Eukaryota; Fungi; Ascomycota; Pichiomycetes; Serinales; Debaryomycetaceae.
AUGUCGGACCCUGAAGGUUUCAAAAAAGUUAGUGAAGAUGCUCACGUUUCCAAAGAAAGCAUCAACCUGAAUCCUUAUGGACCAAACCCAGCGGAUUUCCUCUCCAACGUGUCCAACUUCGAGCUCAUCGAAUCCACUCUUCGUGAAGGUGAACAGUUUGCAAACGCAUUUUUCACCACCGAAAAGAAGAUCGAAAUUGCUAAGGCACUUGAUGACUUCGGUGUAGACUAUAUUGAAUUAACUUCCCCAGUAGCAUCAGAACAAUCUAGAAAGGAUUGUGAAGCUAUUUGUAAGUUGGGGUUGAAGGCCAAGAUCUUGACCCAUAUUAGAUGUCACAUGGAUGAUGCUAGAGUCGCUGUUGAAACCGGUGUUGAUGGUGUUGAUGUCGUUAUUGGAACCUCUCAAUUCUUGAGACAGUACUCUCAUGGUAAGGACAUGAACUAUAUCGCCCAAUCUGCCGUGGAAGUUAUCGAAUUUGUCAAGUCUAAGGGUAUUGAAAUUAGAUUCUCUUCAGAAGAUUCUUUCAGAUCUGACUUGGUUGACUUGUUGAACAUCUACAAGACUGUCGACAAAAUUGGUGUCAACAGAGUUGGUAUUGCUGACACUGUUGGAUGUGCAAACCCAAGACAAGUAUACGAAUUGGUUAGAACCUUGAAAUCCGUAGUUAAAUGUGACAUUGAAUGUCAUUUCCACAAUGAUACCGGUUGCGCCAUUGCUAAUGCUUACACAGCCUUAGAAGGUGGUGCUAAGUUGAUCGAUGUCUCCGUUUUGGGUAUCGGUGAAAGAAACGGUAUCACCCCAUUGGGUGGUCUCAUGGCUAGAAUGAUUGCUGCCGAUAGAAACUACGUCUUAUCCAAGUAUAAGUUACAUAAAUUAAGAGACUUGGAAAACUUGGUCGCUGAAGCAGUUCAAGUGAACAUCCCAUUCAACAACCCAAUCACCGGUUUCUGUGCCUUCACCCACAAGGCAGGUAUCCACGCUAAGGCCAUUUUAGCAAACCCAUCUACCUACGAAAUCUUGAACCCAUCAGAUUUCGGUUUAACUAGAUACAUCCAUUUUGCCAACAGAUUAACUGGUUGGAACGCCAUUAAAUCAAGAGUUGACCAAUUGAACUUGAACUUGACUGAUGAACAAUGUAAGGAAGUCACUAACAAGAUUAAAAAAUUGGGUGAUGUUAGACAAUUGAAUAUCGAUGAUGUGGAUUCUAUAAUCAAGGACUUCCACUCUGACUUGCUCACUCCACAACCAACAGGUCCAGCUCCUCACGUUAUUGAAGGAUUAGCUGAAUCUGAAUCCAAGAGACUUAGAGAAGAAUAG